This is a messenger RNA of Symbiodinium necroappetens, 365 nucleotides long. Lineage: Eukaryota; Dinophyceae; Suessiales; Symbiodiniaceae. The record is from the annotation of a GenBank genome assembly.
AUGGUCUGGAUUGCCGAGGAGGCCUACAACGCCCCACUUCCGCCUGGCUGGACGGAGCAUGUGGAUGCCAACGGCCGAACUUACUUCUACAACACGAACCUGAGGGAGUCGCUAUGGAAGCAUCCCAUGGAUCAGGAGUUUGUAGAGAUCGCCAACUACUGGAGGCGAGCCCUUAAAGAUGGCGGCUUCUGGGAUAUCGAUGAAGAGCUGGCCGAAAUGGAGGAGAAAAUCCGCGCCAAUCUGGCAAAUUGGAUGGAGCUCUACGACGAUUCCGGCCAGAAGUUCUAUUUCAACCGGAAGACGGAGGAGAGUUUGUUCGACGACCCACGUCACACGACGUACCACAGCCUCUACACCAGAAUCAG